Molecule: messenger RNA, 1994 nt
Organism: Bombus pascuorum
Lineage: Eukaryota; Metazoa; Arthropoda; Insecta; Hymenoptera; Apidae
Exons: 6
Coding region: 100-1899 (599 amino acids)
Source: RefSeq, a predicted model, not a curated record
UGGGAGUCGGUAUAAAGAGAGGAAAUACUCGAUGGCGAUGGCCAGUGAGUUCAGUGAGAGUGCCGUGAUCCUUUUACCGAUCUACCGUGAAAGUCAACGAUGAAGUUACUGUGGCUGUUCACUCUCGGUUGUUCGAUCGUCGUCGUUCUAUCGGAAAGCACAGACUCGAGCGAAAAAGCGUUGCGAGCACGUGCAUCAGCGCAACUCGAGCGAUUGGCCCCCUAUCGAAGAUCAUCGACAGACCAAGGGACGAUCGACGAACAGUGGCAGCUGCUUGAAAACGCCGCCAACGAUCCCGCAAUUAACAAACUCAGCGACCAGCAAAUCUUGGAUAUCUAUCGACUUCUUCCAGAAAAUCUACAGAGAGACGUCAUAGAUCGAGUUGGCGGGAAUCGAGCUAUGAUCGAGAUGCUGGCAAACCAGAAAUACGUGGCGUUCAUGCAAGAUAGGAUAAAACGAUCAGGAUCGAAACGCGAGAUAUACGAUCGCGAUGGAUACGAGUCACCACCAGACGAAUACACGCACGAGUACGCAGGAUACGGGCAUUAUGGAGAGCACAAUGGAGAAAAUCCAGAAUCGUCUGGAUCUGGAUCCGAUUCUGGAUCGAUUCUAAAAGGAUCUGGCAGCCUGAUCGGUGGCAUAGCCAAAGGUAUAAUCAGUGGCCUCGUGAGCGCAUCCAGCAGCGCUUCGAAAGGAUCUUCCUCGAUCUCGGCGCAGAGUUCCCAGACGAGUUCGUCGUCGAGCGACGAUAAACCAAAGCCGAAACCAGAAUAUGGACAAGUUUACUCGUACAACGAUAAGGCGUUCGACAUGUGGGACUUCAAAAAGGCGAUCAUUACCACGUUAAUGCAAGCCGUAAAAGCCAUAAGUGGCGGUGUGAUUGCUUUGAAAGGUCAGCUACUGAAAGGCGGCGCUUACCUUGUUGCGGCCAAGAGCAAAAUUAUCACUAAAACCGGGGAUGCUAUCACGACCUUGGGUCGUAAUAUCGUCAAGAGUGCCGUGCAUCCUCCUCAGCCGCAUCCUGCAUACUUGUACGAUCAUCCUCCGGAAGGUGGUCACGAAGAAAGUUACGACGGACCACCGCCCAGUAUCGAGGAAUAUGGCGAACCUCAUGACGAGUAUCAGGGAAACGGAAAUUAUGAUUCAUCCUCGGAUGUUGCCCAGGCGGGCCUUCUAAUCGUGAAACCAACGAAACCGGACGAUUACGGUUACGAUCAUCACACAGUGGACUUGGACGCCCAAAAACCUGCGGUAACACACUCGGAAGACAAUUACUACGGCCCACCACCGGAACUGCCCCACGAAGACAUCGAAAACACCGUGUUAGGAAAUGCAAACAGCUAUCAAAAUUUUAAUCAAGUCGAUCACAACGUGAAUUCAAAUCCAGAACCGCCGUUGCCCGGCUACGAUCACAUUAAAGGACUCGACCACGCUUCUCUUGCUUCUGGUUCGCUGUCGAACCAUCACGUUCCGCUGUCUAUUCAACAGAGCGUCGAAUAUCCACCGAUACACAUUCAAUACUCUCUUCCAGAUAAAGGCAACUUGCAGAUUUUAAACGGAGAUACGAACGGCAACGAUCUGUCCGUGUACUCGAGCCUAUCGAUCGAUACAGAGCCACAGAAAAUAGAGUCGAUUAAGAUAUCCGCGGAGCUGCCCAAGUUGCAACCGCAUACGAACUUGCAGAACUUGCCAUUGCUGCCGUACUCUUAUCCGCUGCAAGGACCACUGAAGAUACCACUGUGGAAUCCGCAUAUCUCGUCGCCGUAUUGGCAAAAUCAGGGAUUGCUUCAGCCGUACGCUAAUUUCAAUCUUCAUGGCUUGUAUCGAAGAAGAAGCAGUUCGCAGAGGAGAAGAUCCGUCAGCGAGAUUGCGCAACGUAUGAGACUGCAGCGAGGCUAGAACCGAAGAGUAGUCGCAGUGGUCUACUCCUAUUCGUACUACCCGGUCGUCAAUGGAUUCGAAAGAUAUCACAGAUGCUAAAGAAGCCUGGCAUU